This is a messenger RNA of Entelurus aequoreus (snake pipefish), 3595 nucleotides long. RefSeq names its product oocyte zinc finger protein XlCOF6.1-like. Gene Ontology annotation, cellular component: nucleus. The coding region runs from base 887 to 2008 and encodes 373 amino acids. The record is from RefSeq and is a predicted model, not a curated record. The transcript has 3 exons. NCBI's taxonomy places the organism in Eukaryota, Metazoa, Chordata, Actinopteri, Syngnathiformes, Syngnathidae. Gene Ontology annotation, molecular function: DNA-binding transcription factor activity, RNA polymerase II-specific; RNA polymerase II cis-regulatory region sequence-specific DNA binding. Gene Ontology annotation, biological process: negative regulation of transcription by RNA polymerase II; central nervous system development; regulation of cytokine production.
GAAUUAUCAAUGUUGUGAAUUGAUGUAUUUGAUGUUAAAGUAGUAAAAAAAAAAAAGAUCGAUUUAUUUGCUGAGCACAUAGUUCAGGUUUCUGUUCGGUUCGAAAAUAAAUACUGUAUUUUUAAGUAAUGUUUGUUUUUUGUUUGUAAUUUUUUAUGUGACAUUGUUAUUCAAAUAAAGAUUACAAAAAAAGAAAACCAUGGUAACUGUGAGGGCGGGCACGAUAAUAACUGCCGUAAAACAAGUUGACCAAAGUGACGUAACUUCACGCAUGCGUGGACCAAUCGUGUAAGAGGAAAAAACAAGAUGGCGUUUCAUGAAGAAGACGUUAGUGGGUCUAUAAUAGUUUAGUGUUCUUAAUCAGUGCGUACGUGUACACAAAAAUGUCGUUUGACAGAGAAAACGUCGUUAAUAUUUGUUUGUGUCCGAUACAUCGGUCAAAGUGCACUUUGACGCUUUUCGUCCGAGUUUAGCUUGUUACUUAAUUAGUUUAGCAUGUUAGCUGCUGUCACAUCACUUAGCAGAGAUCAAGUGUGAGUGUGAAGUGUUGCGAACGUACGAAGAGGACAUUUCUUCAACAAAAGAGAAGAACGAACGAACGACAACUACUGGACGCUGUUUUCAAAAAACAAAGUUUAUUGAAAACACAGAAGUAAACACAGAACAGAGUACCACCACCUUAUAGGAAGAGGAGGAACUGUGGAUCACUGAGGAGAGAGAGUGUCUUCCCGGGCAGGAGGAGACUGAUCUCACUAAGUUUCCACUGACCGUUGUCUCUGUCAAGACUGAAGACCAUAAAGACAAACCUGAGUUCUCACAGCUUCAUCAAAGUCCAAGCGUCCGUGAAGAACAUCCUCUCCCUUAACGGCAGAAGUGGAACUUUAAAAUGGAGCAGGAGGGGCCACAAACCCCCUACAUUAAAGAGGAAGAGAAGGCGCCACAGCCCCCUCACGUAAAAGAUGAAGAGGAGGAACACAGCAUCAGAAGGAAGGGAGAGCGGCUUGAAGUGUUGGAGGAGUUCCCAGUGACUGGUAAGAUUGAAUCAAAUAAGAUUAAAGGUGAAAAUGAGGAGAAGAGAGAGGCGGAGCCUCCAAGCAGCUCAACUCAACACAUGACAACAGAAGCUGAUGGAGACCACUGUGGAGGAUCACAAGUCGACAAGAUCUUCGCUCCACUAUCAGAUAGUGACGACACUGAUGAUGAACACUCUGAUGCUGAUAAGACAUGCCACACUGACAACACACACUUAAAAUGUUCUCACUGUGGCAAAACUUUUAAUCGGCAUUCUCAUCUAAAAGUACACAUGAGAAUACACACUGGAGAAAAACCUUUUAACUGUUUAAUUUGCGGUAAAGCUUUUUCACAAAGUCAAACAUUGAAAAUACACAUGAGAACACACACUGGAGAAAAACCGUUUACCUGUUCAAUCUGCGGUAAAGGUUUUGUACAAAGACAACAAUUAAAAGUGCACAUGCGAACACACACUGGAGAAAAACCUUUUACUUGUUCAAUCUGUGGUAAAUGUUUUGUACAAAGACAUUAUUUAAAAUUACACAUGAGAAAACACACCGGAGAAAAACCUUUCUGUUGUUCAAUCUGUGGUAAAAGCUUUAUAAAAAGUCCCAGUUUGAAAGUACACAUGAGAAUACACACUGGAGAAAAACCUUUUAACUGUGCAAUCUGCGGUAAAGCUUUUUCUCAAAGUCAAAUAUUGAAAGUACACAUGAGAAUACACACUGGAGAAAAACCUUUUAUCUGUCAAAUCUGUGGUCAAGGCUUAGUACAAAGGCACCAUUUGACAGUACACAUGAGAAAACACAAUGGUGAAAAAACGGAUUCCUGUUCAAUGUGCAACAAAAGCUUUGCUGACCGAUCAACACUUGUAAAACACAUGAGAAUACACACCGGUGAGAAAGUGUUUAGUUGCAGUGUGUGUAAUGAAAGUUUCGCUUAUAAGUACCAGUGUAGGAAACACAAGUGUGCUGGUGAGAACAGCAGCAGCCAAUGAAGCUCCAGGAUUUUCAAUAAACUGUCAACUUUUUGUUACCUGUGACUUUCUAACAACAUCAGCACAUAUAUCAUGUAAGACAUCAUUGUUUGUGUAACACAAUCUUGUUUAUUUGCUUUUAACCUCUUUUUCAAACUUUUUUCGCCAAGUACCACCUCAGAAAACACUUGGCUCUCCAAGUACCACCGUAAUGACCAACAUUAAAUUAAAGCAGCAUAGUAGGCCUAAGUAUUCCUUACAAACAAGGAAGACGUUUUAUUUAACAAUUAUAUUUAAUAUUUUUGGCCACUGUAACAUUACACACAGUUUGAACAGUAACUGUAAGGAAGGGAUAGUAGUUCUUUUAGAGUUGGGACACGAUGGACAGAUUCCGGCCAGAGAAUCCUUUAAUCAUCUUUAUUGCUGAAAGGUAGAUGUGAAUGUGUGUGGUUUUGUGUGUGUGGUCUAAACAAAUAAAGAAAAGAGGAAAAAUUACAAUCCAAUUAUAUACUCAUUAAUAUGCAGCAAUAUACAUGGAUAUGCAUACAUAAUAUAACAUAAUAUAAUAUAAUAUAAAGGUGUGCAUAACAACAACAUAUAUACUGCAUUUAACUAUGUAUGAACUUCCAACAAGUUUCUAAGCUUCAGAGCCAUACAUGGCGAUUAUGUGGUCUCUGUCGCCAUCUAAAGGCCAAACUCCGCCAUCGCAGUUGCAAUGACGUUAAAUAAACUACACGUGAAUGUAAACGCCGUCAACGAGACUAAUUAGCUCUCAAUUGACCCAAAAACAACUGAUCUUAGCAUACAAUGCACCAAACAUUUGCAGAAGUAGCAAGGCACGACAGUCAGUUCAAAUGCUGUAACAGUAUGUGACGAAACUUACAUUUAGUCGUCAACGCACACAAGGCUGGCUGCCACCACUGAUUGAAACCGGCUAUUCUGACAAAGACGUGCUUUAAAGGGGAAAUGACGUCACAGAUUGACCUAUCAACCUAAAUGCAUAGGAACAUUACAAAACAGGUUAAAGGCACACAAUAGGCUUUCGUACAGUAACUGUUCGAAUAUAGGGGGGAGACGUGAUUAUUAGGCGUACCACCAAGUGGUACAUGUACCACAGUUUGAGCUUUCGAAAUAAUGAAAUGUCACAUAUUUUCAUUUCCCCCGCAACCCCGAAAGGGGCAAGCGGUAGAAAAUAGAUGCAUGGAUCGAUAUUUUCAUUUCUAAUUGUAAAGGAUUUUAUAUAUGAACUCAUUUAUAUGAUACAUAUUUUACAUUUGUUCAUACCUUUGCUUUAGAGUACACAUAAAUCUCUUAGUUAAUAUUUACAGGUCCACAUCUGAAACAUUUUCUGGACCAGUUCUGGAAGCAUAUUAUUUACUUAAUACAUCAUUUGAUCGUUUACUUUUAAAAUGUGCGCUUAUCUUGAUCAUUUGUUGGGUCUCAAUAAUCCAUUCUAGUAAUUAUCUUUAUUACUCUCCUUUAUGAUAUGAAUAUUGUUUUGUGAUUGUUUUAUAUGUAUGUCCCCAGUCCUUUGUACAAUACGCAGUGUAUGCUUCAACAAUAAAUGUAGUCAAUAUUUCUUGAGUAUGUAUUUUGUUGUAUUUAAUU